GCGAUCAAGAAACGUAAUCCGAUUUUUGGAUUAGGUUUGUGUAUUUGUAAGAGGUGUUCUGCAUAAAGAGCGCCCCUGGAAGAACGUGAGGGGGGUUAUGUGAAUAGGAAGUCACUUCACAGCAUUCAUGUUCAGCUUAUGUAGAUGGCAUCGUGCAGUGUCUUAACCGAGGACCAGUUCUCCUGUGCCAUCUGUUUCGGUGUUCUCACGGACCCUGCCACGAUCCCCUGCGGACACACCUUUUGUAUGGCUUGCCUCCAGGGCUACUGGGCCAGCAUUGAACGGCCCCCAGUCUGUGCUUUGUGUAAGCGUGGCUUCACGUCCGGCCUCGACAUCCAGGUUAACAUCACCUUGAGAGACCUCGUGGAGACUUUCAAGGGCAUGAACGGAGGUGUUGCUGCCCACCGGCUGCCCGCGGCGCCGGGAGAAGUGUCCUGUGACGUCUGCCUAGGUGAGCGGCAGGAUAAGGCCGUCAAAACCUGCCUGGUGUGCCUGUCCUCGUACUGCCAGAACCACAUCAGGGCCCACAACGCCCGCUUUUCCAGGCACCAGCUGGUCAGUCCACUAGCUAACCUGGGGGAGAGGAUUUGCCCGACCCACGAGAGGCUCCUGGAGCGUUACUGCCGCACUGACAGAACCAUGCUGUGUGUGGCGUGUGACGCGCACCAGGAACCCGGUCACGAGGUAGUGACGAUGCAGAGGGAGUUCUUGUCUCAAAAGGCUCAGCUGACAAAAGACCAGGUGCUGGUACAGGAGAGGCUUAAAGCUGCUCAGAAAAAGGCAGAGACUUUAAGCAGUUCAGCCCAACGCUGCAAGGAUGAAGCAGAGCGGCAGAUACAGUCAUGGACCAUGUUCUGCAAAGACCGGUUCUACCAUGAGAGGCAAAUCUGGGAACACUACAACGCUGAGGCACGGAAAACGCUGAGCGAGAUGGAGAGCACCGCCUCCCGUGAGAGCCGGGCGCUGGCUGAGGGCAUUGCCACUCUGAAGGGCAGAGCGGCUGAGCUGGAGCGCGUAAUCGACUCCUCAGACUCAUUUGAGCUUCUUAAGAGUCUUCCUUCCCUCCCUCCUGGCCCCCCCAGUGGGGACAGGGUCCCAUGCACGGUCUUCACUACAAACCUACUGGCAGAUGUUUGGAUGGCCUCCUUGGAAGAAAUGGCCAUUCUCCCCAAGAUGCACACCUUCUGGUUAACCAACAGUGGUUUCUCAGAGCUUGCCGCGGUUAAAGAGUUCACAGUUGAGGUGACCCCUGACCCCAGCACGGCCCACCCGUCGCUCCUGUUCAGACGGGGGUGCCGUGAGAUCCGAGUGGACAGGACCAAAAUGGACUACACCUACCCCAAGUCUGCCCAGCGCUUCACUCAGGUGCCCUGUGUCCUCAGCACCAAAGGCUUCACCAGCCAAAGUGCCUAUUGGGAGGUGGAGUUGUCGGACCGGGCCAGGAAUGGAUCUAGCGUCUGGUGUGUGGGCUUGGCUGUUCAGUCCUCAAUGAUCACGAUAUCCAGAUGGCACAGUCUCACCCCUGAUAAGGGGUUCUGGGUCCUGGAGCACCGUGAUGGCAAGCUUUGGCCUGUCACCACACCCCCAACCACCACUGCUUUGAGCAUCAAAUCUAGCACCUGCAAGGUACAUCUGGGUGUGUUUUUUGAUGGCCGCCAGCGUCGAUUGUCGUUCUACGACGUCCCUCUUGGCCGACAUCUCUACACCUACGACAUCUCCGCACCGAUGUUGAUCAACCAAGUUGUUUACCCAGUCUUCAGCCCUGAUUUAUUCAGCCCUGGGCUAAACCAAAUCAACAUUAUGAAUGUUACCGCCCUGACUGCAAAAAAACACCGAUGUCACUGAGUGGCAGCAGGAAUUUUAGCUUAUGUUGCCGUUUGUCACUCCACUGUAGCAUUUAAAAAUACUUCUGUGAAAUGUUUUUAAGAUCUUAAUAAAUAAACCUCUUAAUAUUA
Messenger RNA from Esox lucius (northern pike), 1955 nucleotides. RefSeq names its product E3 ubiquitin-protein ligase TRIM39. The record is from RefSeq and is a predicted model, not a curated record. NCBI's taxonomy places the organism in Eukaryota, Metazoa, Chordata, Actinopteri, Esociformes, Esocidae. Gene Ontology annotation, molecular function: protein binding; zinc ion binding. The coding region runs from base 145 to 1845 and encodes 566 amino acids. The transcript has 9 exons.